CUAGCCCACUUCUUUCUCCCAUGCACUUGUCUUCCUUUCUGCUUUCUCCUUCAACACCCAUUAUUAACUACCAGUGUUCUUUUUUCUUUUCCAUUUCCUUCUUCUUCUACUUCUGCAAUCAGUUAUCAUUUGGUUUAUCACUUCCUAAUAACGUACGUGAAGUAUUUAUCAUCCAAGGACUAUCACUUCCAAAAUAGCUUAUCACAGGCCGGCCAGCCAGCCAGCCAGCAUAUUACCUGAUUAACGUAUAAUUAAGGACUAGUACUACUACGUACCUGUUUAAAAAGAGAACAUGUCUAGCAGAAGUCGAUCAUCUCGUUCAAGGCAGUCAGGUGGUUCAAGGAUCUCAGAUGAUCAAAUCAAUGAUCUUGUUUCCAAGUUGCAACAACUUCUCCCUGAACUUCGUAGCCGUAACUCUGACAAGGUAUCAGCAGCAAAGGUUCUACAAGAGACGUGCAAUUACAUUAGAAACUUACACAGAGAAGUCGACGACCUAAGCGAAAGAUUAUCAGAGCUUUUGGCAACAACAGACACAAGUAGUGCUCAAGCUGCCAUUAUUAGGAGCUUACUUAUGUAGAACCCUAGCUAGCUAGUUUUCUGUUAGUUAAAAGCGUUACCGUCGUCGUCUAUGUACUCUCUCUAUGUAGAUCGAUCUUACUUUUUUCAUCUUCCUUUUUUCUCUUUUUUGAUCAUUUGAUCCUUUCUUAGUUAAAAUGAAUCUCUCUAGCUAUCUGUAGUACUACUACAGUAGAGUUGAAUGAGAUUAAAGUAAAGAGAACCUUUUACCAUUUAGACGUGUAGUAAUUGUUUAAUUAUAUAUAAUAGUAAUUAAUA
This is a messenger RNA of Papaver somniferum (opium poppy), 834 nucleotides long. Its product is annotated as transcription factor PRE6-like. NCBI's taxonomy places the organism in Eukaryota, Viridiplantae, Streptophyta, Magnoliopsida, Ranunculales, Papaveraceae. Gene Ontology annotation, biological process: regulation of DNA-templated transcription; regulation of growth. The coding region runs from base 293 to 577 and encodes 94 amino acids. Gene Ontology annotation, molecular function: protein dimerization activity. The record is from RefSeq and is a predicted model, not a curated record. The transcript is spliced from 2 exons.